Sardina pilchardus (European sardine) is the source of this 5249-nucleotide messenger RNA. Its product is annotated as GTPase IMAP family member 4-like. The transcript has 5 exons. The coding region runs from base 1390 to 2958 and encodes 522 amino acids. Gene Ontology annotation, molecular function: GTP binding. NCBI's taxonomy places the organism in Eukaryota, Metazoa, Chordata, Actinopteri, Clupeiformes, Clupeidae. The record is from RefSeq and is a predicted model, not a curated record.
GGGACACUAGGGGCGGGAGGAAAUGUGACUGUUUUCGAUAAAACUGGUCAGUCAAGCAAAACAACGAUUUCUAAGCGAUUUUAUGACUAUAAAAAAGUUGCAUAGGGUCUCUUUAAUUUACAGCUUUGGAGUCAUUGGAAUGUUUGUAUGACUUUUUCUGGGGUGAAUGGUGGUCAUUUCACUUCCCCCCAGCAUCUGUGAGUUGAAAAACCAGCCUUGCAACUUUGGUCCGCCAACUUAAAAGUUGCAACUUAAAAGUUGCAAAAAGUUGCAUCUCCUGUUAUAUGCCACACAGGCAUACAUAAUAGUAAUUAUUUAAGAUUAGCCUAGAUUGCUGCAACAUUUCUCUGUUUGUUGCCAGAUGCAUCACCAUAUUUGGCUAUACUGUAGCCUACAUUGACACUGUCAAUGGUUAGUGCCUGUCUGCAAUGAUAGCUGUGGCUUGAACAAAGAAAAUGUUCAGUUAUCAUUCGAAGUCUUACAGGUUCAGGCGCCAUCAUGCUUUUGACAGUUUUUUCAAAUGAUUUGUGGUCUAUGUAACCUGCAUCACAAUUUUGCAGUGGUGCGCCGGGAAAGCAUUGGUUGAAGACCCAGUCAGUGACAAUUAUAACAUUAAAACAUAACUUUUUUAACUUUGAAAAGUAGAAGAAUGUAUUUCCUCAAGUCAAGUCAAGACAAGUUUAUUUCUAUAGCACGGUCACAGACGGCUGAGCCACACCAAAAUGCUUAGUAAAGUGAAAAAAGUGCAGAGAAUAAGUAAAAGGCACAAAACUAGAAAAAAAACAAACAUAAAUGGGUUCAGUGCACAGACAAAGACUGAAGGAGUUAAAUAUAAACAAAGGGAAAGACCAUUUUAAAACGUAACCCUAGGACACUAUGCACAUGUGCUUAAAAAAGGGAUUAAAAAUUAAAAGCAAGUGUAAAAAAGUGGGUUUUCAAGAGGGAUUUAAAGGGAAGGGGAGGCAGUUCCAGAGACUAGGGGCUGCAACUACAAAGGCUCUAUCCCCCUUUGUUUUUAGCCUGGUCCUGGGCACUUCCAGUAGUAGUUAGUGCUCUAGAGAGUAUGUGGUGAUGAAGGAGAUCAGAUGGGUACGUGGGGGCCAGACCAUGGAGGGAUUUGGCCUUUUGACCUCAUUAUUUGAUCUUAAAGGUCAAGUUCCAUGUCAAUGUUCCAUGGCAACCGAGUAAUUCUGAAACCACUGGCAUAGUUGCAAACAGAAAAAAGAAUUGUUUUAGCAGUUAGUAGAAUUGUGUUUUUAGAAAUGUUGUGCCCGAAUGUGCAUGUCCGGUGUUCUGAAUGGAUUCCAUUUCCCCCCAAAGGCCACCCCAUUGGAGGAGGAGAUAUGAGAUGAGCUGUGAACAGGAAGAGCAGUGAAAGGCCUCUUCAAGAUGAGUUUCCCUGAGGAACCACCAGGGAGAUCAACAGAACAAACCUGGGUAGAGGAGGAUGUGGGGAAACUUGACAGGUCAGAAAGGCCCCCUUCUCCUGCACCCAGUGUGAUGUCCAUGAAGAGUGAAUUGUCAAUGGAGGUUCCACGGAGAUUCAAAGGACAAAAGAAGGCCACAAAUGUGUCAGCUGAGCAGGUGCUGUGUGAUGUUUGCCCAAGUCUAGCGGUGAAGAGCUGCCUGACCUGCAAUGACUCCUACUGUGAGACCUGCAUCAGACCGCACUACUGUGAUCCAGACCUGCAGAGACACCAGCUGCAGGACCUCCAGCUACACGGGCAUGAUGCCACUGGGCAGGUGGGCACGGAUAGAGACCAGGAUCCCCAAGGAACACACCACAAGCCAUCCAUCAACAAAAAGGAUCUAACAGGGCGUCCAGAUGAUCUCCGGAUAGUGCUACUGGGGAAGACUGGAGUUGGGAAGAGCUCGACAGGAAACACCAUUUUAGGGAGAGAAGCGUUCAGCGCAGAGUCAUCUUUUCAAUCAGUUACUAGCACGUGUCAGAGAGAGGAAGUUAAAGUCAGUGGAAGACAGAUUACAGUGAUUGACACUCCAGGGUUGUUUGAUACUGAUCUUAGUAACGAGGGGCAAAAUCAGAGAGAAAUCUCUAACUGCAUCUCGCUGGUACUACCAGGUCCACAUGCAUUGCUCUUGCUGAUACCAGUGGGACGGUUCACUUCAGAGGAGCAACAGGCAGUAGAGUUCAUUCAAAGCACUUUUGGUGAAAACUCCAUAAAGUAUGCUAUAGUCCUCUUCACUAGAGGAGAUGAGCUGAAGAGAAAGUCCAUUGAACAGUUCUUAGAAGGAGCUGAAUCCAUCAAAAACAUCAUUAAACAAUGUGGUGAGAGAUACCAUGUGUUUAACAAUAAUGAGACCCGAGACCGUACUCAGGUCUCUAAUCUCCUGGAUAUGAUUGACUCCAUGGUCAAAGCGAAUGGAGGAGGUUAUUACACUAGUAGGAUAUUCCAGCAGAUUCAGCAAGAGGAAAUGGAGAGGCAGAUGAAGAGGGGAGAAGAGGAAUUGAGAAAAGAAAAUGCAGACCUUCAGGCCAAAUAUAAAGCAAAGAUAGAGAGAAUGAAGCAGAAAAUGGAACAAGAGAGAAAGAAUGCAGAUGAAGAGAAAAGAAGAAGAGAAGAAGAGUUCAGAGAAAGAGAGCAGCGAUUUAAAACAGAAAUGAAAGAGAAAGAAGAGCAGAAGGAAAAGAUGCAAAUAGAAAUGGAAAGAAAACGGGAGGAAUGGGAGAGACAGAAUCAAGAGGAAAGGAAGAAAAGAGAAAAAGAAGAGGAGAAAAGAGAGAAAGAGGAGCACAGUUGGAGUGAACGUUACGACAGACUUAGAAAAGACAUGGAGAAAAUACAGCAGGAGAAAGACAAAACAGAGAGAGAGAAAAAAGAUCUGGAAGACAAGUACAAAGCAGAGAUGGAGAGAAUUGAAGAAGAAAGACAAAAUGGUGAGGGAGAGGUGACAGAGACGGGUGGAGAGAAGCGGGGGGGUAAAUGCACGAUUCAAUGAAGGGGCCAAGUAUAGGCAGGCCAGAGUUUGCAUGCCAACUUAAUGCUAUUACACAAUACACAUGGCUGUAAGUAUGUAUUACUAUUAUUGGUGAUAUUAAUCACAGUGGAUCUUACACAAGAGACCACCACCACAGAGCUAAUGUGCUUAUGCCCUGUGAACUGAUUGCCUUAUCCAGCCAGUUUAUUCAGCUGUAUCCAGUUGUUGAUCCUUAAUAUUCUAUUUCAUCAAUCUGCCACAUGAUAAAGGGUACCAUGUCUAUUUCCUUUUUGUUAAUCUGGUCAAUGACCAGAGACCAUACUCUGGCUUCUACUCUCCUGGAUAAGAUCCACGACAUGAUGACAGUAAAUGGAACAAGUUAUGUGAGAGAAAUGGAGAGGAUUAAAGAGAGAGAGAGAGAGAGAGAGAGAAGGAAUUGAGAAAAGAAGGACAUGCAAAAAGGAAACAAAUCUUCAGGGAGUAAAGAGAGAAGAAAUGGAACAAGAAAGGAAGAAUGCAGAUGAAGAGCAGAGAAGGAAUGGGAUGAUGAAGAUAUGUAAGGGAUAAUCAACGACGCGCCGUGCGUUUAUAGGAAAAUAAUGCACGUUCGAAGUGGUAAUAAGGACCCGACGCCGCAGGCGGAGGGGACUUUACACUUCGAUAAGUGCAUUAUUUUCCUAUAAACGCACGGCGCGUCGUUGAUUAUCCCGCUUAUACCACUGCUACUAUCACUUUCGUUUAUAUUGCCGCUGUCUUAGAUGCAACGUUGUUGUUUUUACCAUUACAUUGACAUUGGCGAAUUAAUAUUCAAGUGUAAUAAGCCCACAAGUAGGGAACUACUUCAUAGCCGUGCGGUAUAUAGAAAAAUAAUGCACGUUCCAAACAGCGCAUCACAAUAGGAAAUUUGACCAAGCAGUGUUAUAAAAACUUGUAUUUAGCGCUCAUGUGAUAACAGGAGAGCUAAAUACAUAUAGUUUGGUUAGAUAUUGAAUUUGUGAUGUAGGCUUCUUGUGUAGCUUGGGUGUGUGUAUCUUUUUAGUGCAAAGAUCAAUAAAAUGGUCUAGAUUGGAAGAUAACAGAUUUCACGAGCAUUUUCAGUCAGUUACAUCACAUAUGUUACUGUAUUUCAGUGAGUCUCUAUAGUUCCAAUUUGAACAAUUUAUAUGAUUAUUUUGUUUAAAGUCAACUACAUAGGGUUAUUAAAUCUGUAGGCUGUUGUGUUGUGUGAAUCUGUCGCAUUGCAUCCUAAACUUCACUGAACACAUCAAACACACAUAUGUCAUUGAUGUAUAUAUGUUGUAUAUACUGUAUAUAAUUCUAAUCCCAUGUUAUCUUCAGUUGUUGUUCGUCCUAUUGUGAGGAAUCUUGUUUGUGCCCGUCUUGUGUAAUCAGUGUUGAUUGUGUUGUUGAUUAGCUGGGUUCAGCAUUCCUAUUCUGUUAUUGUGUCUGUUUAUUGUAACCAGUGUUGUGUUGAUUGUGUUUGUGAUUCCUAUGGGGUGUCCUACGAAACUCGAUAAGUGUCUUAGCAAGGUAUGUUGCGCUCAAAGCCAGGGUAUGCUGUCAUACGAAAGUGGAUUUGUUUUAGCGUCGCUGUAUCACCAUGGUAUCUUAUGCUUGCAACCAAACCUGGUCGGGAGCAGGUUAUGUCCUAACUUAUAGCUCAAAUCGUGGAAAAUCACCGCCCUCUGACUAAUCCUACUGACUACUGACCAAUCAAUUAUCUUGAAAACACAGUCAUCUCACGUGUGAGAAUCUAAUGGAGCAGCUCCGCCUCUUCAAACAUUUUGAAACUCGAAUGCGCUUUUGACUAUGUUGGGCAUGCAGAUAUAUCGCUACUAUGGAUAUGCAUACCAUACAAUAUCUGAUGACCAUCGAUUUUUUGAUGUUACAGGUUAGACACUAAAAAAGACCACCCUAAAUUUCGCUACCGCUCAUAAAUGCAUGAAAGUCUUGUGCAUCUCCACGUUUCCCGAUUGGUCAAAGUCACCCCAACCACGAGAACGCGCACAGAUCUGAGCUGACAAAUUUAUCACAUACCUGCUGUCGUAGGAUCACUUAACUUAAUACCCGAGUUAAGGCUUUGUGCAGCCUCGAUAUGUCUAGAUAGCCUUGAUAUGUCCCACUGGUCUGUCCUCUCGGCCCCACACCCCCUCCUGUGUCCCCUGUCUCCACUUACCUGAGAGAAUGGAGAUUUUAUAUGUAAAACACUGUAAUCAGUAAACUUGUAUUGAAAUGAGUUAGCUGCUGUUGCUUUUGCUUACUGACCUGUGACCUCAUGCUGGUAAGAAAUAAAAUACAUCAUUUUAAAGUUU